Messenger RNA from Oncorhynchus tshawytscha (Chinook salmon), 4142 nucleotides. RefSeq names its product integrin beta-8-like. Lineage: Eukaryota; Metazoa; Chordata; Actinopteri; Salmoniformes; Salmonidae. Gene Ontology annotation, biological process: integrin-mediated signaling pathway; cell migration; cell adhesion mediated by integrin. The coding region runs from base 1 to 2430 and encodes 809 amino acids. The record is from RefSeq and is a predicted model, not a curated record. Gene Ontology annotation, molecular function: integrin binding. Gene Ontology annotation, cellular component: integrin complex; cell surface; focal adhesion. The transcript has 16 exons.
AUGACUUCCUGGCUACGUAAAUACGACAAUCCUGUGCUGCUCUUCCUGCUUUUGGCCGCUAACAUCACCAGCGGGAGCUCGCAUUCCGGUGAGCGUGUGUGUUCGUCUCCUCCUGUCUCAUCAUGUUCAGAGUGCAUCCAACGCGGACCACGAUGUGCCUGGUGCUUUCAGGAGCGUUUCCUGGAUGGAGCUGAGGUGGGAGAGCGCUGUGACCUGGCAGUGACCCUGGCCAGGAGGGGGUGUGGCCUAGAAUUCAUAGAGCAUCCAGAGGUCAUGGUGGAGGUCAACCCUAUGACCAGCAGAACCCAGGUUUCACCUGGAGAGAUCACACUUACACUCCGACCAGGUGCUGAGGCCAGUGUGGUAGUAGCAGUACAACAGUUAGAGAGGUAUCCUGUUGAUCUGUACUACCUGGUGGACGUAUCAGCAUCCAUGCAGGACAACCUGGACCAGCUGAAGAAGGUGGGCGUGGCCUUGUCCACCCGUAUGAGAGAACAUUCCAGUGAUCUGCGCCUGGGGUUCGGCUCCUUUGUUGACAAAAAUGUCUCUCCCUACAUCAACGUACACCCCUCCAAGAUAAACAACCCCUGCAGUGACUACGAGGUGAAGUGUCUUCCAGCUCAUGGCUUCCACCAUGUUCUUAGUAUGACGUCCAACAUGUCAGAAUUUACACGCAUCAUCAAGAGACAGAGGAUAUCAGGCAACAUGGACACACCUGAGGGAGGGCUGGAUGCUAUGCUGCAAGCUACUGUAUGCCAGGGAGAGGUGGGUUGGCGUGGGGAGGCCAAGCGUCUGUUGUUGUUGAUGACAGACCAGCCUUCUCACCUGGCGUUGGACAGCAGACUGGCUGGUAUAGUCACACCCCAUGAUGGACUCUGUCAUCUGGAGAACAGUGUUUAUAUGAAGAGUUCUACCAUGGACCAUCCCAGUUUAGGCCUGCUGGCCGAGAAGCUUCUAGAGAACCACAUCUAUUCUCUCUUUGCCGUGGAACACCUACAAUAUCAGUGGUAUGAGGAGCUGGUCACGUUGCUACCGGGCUCCAGUCUUCUGUUCCAGGCUCCCAACCUCAUAGACCUGGUAGUGGAUGCAUACAAGAGGUUGUUGUCAGUUGUCCAGGUGUCUGUGUCAGUGGAGGACAGAGCGUUCAGUCGUUUUCUGGUCAGUGUCUCUCCUCUUUGUCCGGAAGGAUCUGAAUCCCACGACCACAGCUGUUCCAAUGUCCAGCCCAACCAGACGGUCUACUUCAACAUCACCAUCGGCCUGCUGUCCUGUCCUGAUGAUGAUGAUGAAGAUGACGUGGUCCAGGUCUUCGUCAGGCCCGUGGGUUACAAUGAGUCAGUCGUCAUCAAGGUUCGAUCACGAUGUCGCUGUCGCCGUUGCCACGACGACGCAACCCACCAGUCGUCUUGUGGAGAGGACACCCCAGACACAGAUCAUAAUAAUCAAGGAGUCAACACACACACACACCUCUCACACGCACUCACCUCUCACACACACACACCGGAGUUGAACCUAGAGCACACACACUCCCAGGAGGGGCCGCGGCAGUGUGGUGCGGAGGCAUCAGAGGUGGACUGUAGCGGUCGGGGAGUGUGUGUGUGUGAGAGGUGUGUGUGUGAGAGGAACAGUCUGGGGACGGUGUAUGGAACGUACUGUCAGAUGGACGACUACUCCUGCCCCUACCAACGCGAAAUACUGUGUGGAGGACGAGGUGUGUGUGUGUCCGGUGAGUGUGUUUGUGAGGAGGGCUGGACAGGGGAGAGCUGCGGGUGCCCGGUCUCCACGGCAACCUGCCUGCUCAACAACGGGUUGCUAUGCAGUGGGCGUGGCAGGUGUGUGUGUGGCAGGUGUGUGUGUGAUGACCAUCAACAUUCUGGAGAGUUCUGUGAGAGAUGCCCCACCUGCCACAGCUCCUGUCAGUCACACUGGAGGUGUAUAGACUGUCACUUGUCUCACGGUCUGUCUCAGAGAAAGAUGGGGCAUUGCAACCAUACCUGCCCCCCAUUGGUGGUUUAUGUCAAUGAUGUCACAGGUGAGGUAUGGAGACAGUGUGUUUAUAUGAAAGACAACUGUCGCUAUCGCUUCUACACUGAGCUGUUCUCAAGAAAUACUCAGCUACACAUCAACACACAGCCUGAGUGUGUAUCCAGAGGGCGGUACAUGAGGAUGUUUGUCAGUGUGUGUGUGUUGACAUUCCUCUCUGGCCUGGUGAUGAUCGCUGUACUGGUGUUGCUGCUGCAGAGACGAUCUCUGCCACAGGGUGGCGCCACUGACCCACAAUACAACCCCACUGGCAAGGACCAGUCGUACAUCCCAACCACCAAUGAGAAGACCACAUCCUACUGGAGGAACUGCCCCCUGGACCCUGACCAGCCAAUGGAGAUGUAUAUCACCAUUCCAAAGAUGCCUAUGGGUGAACCCUGGCAGUGAAGUUGUCUGGGGUUGAAGUUCAGAGGUUGAAGUGGGCCGGUGCUGACCGGUACAGAGAAGCAGCAUGUCUAAUGUUCUACUGCUUAUAGAAUACUGACUCUGAAAUAUGAAAUCCUUUAACAGUUAAAUUACAGUGAGUACAGUGACCUUUUUGAGUCCACUUCAAUCACUGGUUACAGGUUAGGGGAAGGAUAGUAAAAAUCUGGACAGGGCAACAAAUAAGAGUCUUUUUUUCUGUGGCUCUAUGGACUGGCAGCCAUAGAAAGGUACAUCGAUCAUUGAUGUAUUUAUCAAUGCUAAGUAUGCUUUUAUCACAGUGAACACUAUAGGGUUACAAUUUACUGGAUCUCUCUCAUCACUGCUCAACCUAGGUGUCCUGCGCUAGCCUCCCACCUAGUGGUCGGUGGUGGAAUGACACACAGCCGAAUGUAUGGACAGAUGGAUGAGUGAAUGAAUGGUGGCUCUCACACACUUUAUUUUGUGUGUGUGAGUUUGUGUGCCUGACAUAACUGGAGUUUUUAGAGGACAGGUAGCCUCAAAUGGUUGUCACUGUACAGAAUGCAUCUAGUUUUAAUAUUUGAAGCAAGCAUUAGUUUAUUAAAUAGGCAUUAGAUUUGAGAUUUGUGCUAGCAUCAUAGUGUUGCGUCAGACUACUGAGAAUGAAUUGGCUCCUGAGCUCUUAAGGAGGAGCUGAUUAACUCCUGAACUAUGGGGUGACUGCUGAUUGGCUCCUGAACCACUGGGAAGGCUCCUGAUUGGCUCCUGUAGUGGGAAGGUUCAUGAUUGGCACCUGAACGUUCCAUUUCUAUCUGCAUGAAUUCCAGAACUAUGAAGGAUAAUUAAUAAUACAUUUUUUAGGUUUUCUGUUUUUCUCUACAUCUGAUGUCUGAUGUUUACAGCAUAAGCUGAUAAUUUAUUUAGUCAAGAACUUUAUUAUUAUUUAUUAUGAUUUAUUUCCAAUUGUUUUUUGUGUUGUAUGUUUGUAUGGCUAUAAUAUUACAGGACUGUAAGCUCUGUUAAAUGAAUCUGCAAUAAUAACAAUCAUCUCUCCAACUGGAAGACACAUUACGUCAAACACUUUCAAAGACUGGUAGCCAUCGUCUCACGCCACGAAGCUUGACGACUCCCGUCUGCACUGCGUAGUUCAUGGCAACGCAUCUGUCGGGAAGACAGUGAAGGGUACCUGGAGAAGGUCUUUGUUACACGUUCAUAACCCUCAUUCAUAAGCAGCACUUAAGAAUUUUGUCAACACAACUUAUGUCAUGUCGAUCAUUUCUGCGUGAGUGACAUCACCGUCUUUGUCCAGUAAAAUGGACCCAUAGCAAUACUUCCGAAAGUUCAAACUCGUAAAUCUAAAUUGAGCCUAUUUGAACUCAGCCUGCUAACUGGGCAUUAUGUUUCUAUAUUAACAGCACUUUUCUGUAUAUUUUCUGUAAAGUCAUGUGAUUAAGAGUUCCUGUAACAUGAUUAAGCGUGUUAGAUUUCUACUGAUAUGUGUUACACCCUUCUGAGUCUUUAUAACCUCAGGUGUGAUAUUUGGCUCAUUAGUGAAGUAUCCAGUGAUUGAGUUCAUUAGUGAAAUACACAAACAUUAUGAACACUUGCUCUUUCCAUGACAUAGCUUUCACCUGGUCAGUCUAUGUUCCCUUAUUGAUGUCACUUGUUAAAUCCACUUCAAUCAGUGUAGAUGAAGGGGAGGAGACAGGUUAAAG